Messenger RNA from Drosophila ananassae, 1482 nucleotides. RefSeq lists its product as uncharacterized. The record is from RefSeq and is a predicted model, not a curated record. The transcript is spliced from 4 exons. Bases 118 to 1395 code for a protein of 425 amino acids. Lineage: Eukaryota; Metazoa; Arthropoda; Insecta; Diptera; Drosophilidae.
GGCAGAGAGCUCAGUAUUUAUUUGUCGUCAGAAACCGUCGGACGCGACCCCAUCUACUCUUCCUCCAAACGGGAAUUCAAAUCUAAAAUUUUCAAAGUCGUUACAGUGCCAGUGAAAAUGUCGCCAAACAACAAAAGCGAAGAUAAACCAGUGAACCCCAACGAGGGCCUACACAUUCCAAAAUGGGUGAACGAGGACUUCUUUCUGCCCAUCCUGGAACAGGACAUGGAUCAAUUCGAUAAGAUAGUGAACUUCACGCCUAUUGCCGCCACAAGUCCCGGAGAGAACUAUACCUCUAUUAUGAUCAGGGUUAUAGUGGAUAUUUUGCUAAAGGACGGCAGCGAGGAAAAGGUCUCCUACAUCCUGAAGACCAUGUUGGAAGCCGACAGUGGCGCUGAUGUCGUUGAUAGCAUGGGCCUCUUUCCCAAGGAGCGGAUGAUGUACGAGGUGCACAUCCCCCAGUUCGUGAAGCUGUACAAAGAAGCCGGCCUGGAUGUGGAACUAGCUCCGAAGUGUCUCCACGUGGCAUCCAAUAACGACUGCAUUACCCUGGUCUUCGAAGACCUGCGGCGACAGAAGUUCCAGAACGUGGACCGCCUGAAGGGAUUCGACCUACCACACAUGCGGCGUGUCCUGCAGAAACUGGCCGAGCUCCAUGCCGCCUCCGCGGUAGCAAGAGAGAUAAAUGGACCAUUCGAUCCUCUCUACUGCAUGUCCAUGUACUCGGAGGCGAGUCGACCUCUUUUCGAAAGUCUCGGAGAGAUGCGCCAAGUGCAGUUUCUGAAGGCCAUGAGGACCUGGGACCUGGACGACAUUGAAAAAUACAUUUCCGCUAUUGGCAGUCCUACGGACUUUUUCAACGGGGCCUUGAAGGUCAAUCAGGUGGACGAGAACGAGUUCAAUGUCCUCAACCAUGGCGACUGCUGGGCCAACAACAUCAUGUUCAACUACAAGGAAAAUGGAGAGAUCGACAGGACCCUCUUCGUGGAUCUGCAGAUCGGCAAGUGGGGCACGCCCGCCCAGGAUCUUUGGUACCUGAUCACCACAUCUGCAUCUCUGGACAUCAAGGUCAAGGAGUUCGAUCACUUCAUAUAUAUCUAUCACGAACGCUUAGCGGAAUGUCUGAAAUCGCUGAACUAUUCGAAGCCCAUUCCCACCCUGAGAGACUUGCACAUUUUGAUGCUAAAAUAUGGAUUCUGGGGACUUUUGACCUCCAUGGGCGUGUUGGUGGCGAUUCUCUUGCCCACCGACAAGGAUGCCAAUAUGAAAAUGAUGAUGGCCCCUGGACCCGAAGCGGAUGCCUUGCGCUACAAAACCUUUGUGAAUCCCUACUUUGUGGCAGCCAUGAAGCAGCUGUUCCCAUUCUUCGAAAACAAGGGCAUUUUGAGCCCCUAGACCCUUUAGUGUUUAGCCAAUGUAAUGUGAUAUCAUGAAUGUAUAUAGUAGGAAUGAGCAAUAAAUAACCGUUUUUAUUUAUUAAAA